CCGAUCGAGGCGCAAACAGUCACGCCCUCUGUGACGCUCUACUACGAUCCACGGUCUGCGCCGCCUGUAGUUAAACCGUCUAGCCCAAAAUAUGCCCAUUGCGGCUACAAACCAACCUCGCACUCGACGUAAGCGGAGGAAUCCAAGGAUGUCCCUCGGCUUCGCCAUGCCGCUCGAGUGGUUGACCGACUAUUCCAAGGAGCACAACCUGGUGCGCCGGUCGGACGCCGCCGCGCUCGACGAUAUCAGACAGAAGUUUGGCAAAGGAUUCCUCUUCGUUCAUUGGGUCAAGCAUGACUGUCCAUGGGGUUGCCUUCUCUUCCUCGCCGUCGCCACCAACACCCGCCCUGAUUAUCUUGCGAUGGCCACCCCAGAGAGGAUUGCCGCUCUCAAAGCCGUGCUAGGAAGGGAUGAUGAGCCUGAAUGGAAGCAUUGCUAUGUGAUAUAGAGAUAACUCGUUGAAAGAAGUACUAUAUAGUGACACGGCUUCGCAUGUCACUGGUGUUCAUGGUUCGAGCCUCAUACGGCAAGAUUGUAGAAGAUUACUAUCACUUCGAGAUGCGCAUCAGCACCCCUUGGAAUCCCCUGAAUAACUGAAUCUGUACUAUUACACUCCUUGUUCAUUCUUAGCACGAUGAACUGCUGCAGAAAAAAAAUCUACUCGGCUGCCAGUGAUGAACCAAUCAC
This is a messenger RNA of Laetiporus sulphureus 93-53, 687 nucleotides long. RefSeq lists its product as uncharacterized. The record is from RefSeq and is a predicted model, not a curated record. The transcript has 3 exons. Lineage: Eukaryota; Fungi; Basidiomycota; Agaricomycetes; Polyporales; Laetiporaceae. The annotation marks the transcript as partial.